Molecule: messenger RNA, 1780 nt
Organism: Nematostella vectensis (starlet sea anemone)
Lineage: Eukaryota; Metazoa; Cnidaria; Anthozoa; Actiniaria; Edwardsiidae
Product: E3 ubiquitin-protein transferase MAEA
Exons: 9
Coding region: 88-1251 (387 amino acids)
Biological process (GO): proteasome-mediated ubiquitin-dependent protein catabolic process
Cellular component (GO): cytoplasm; nucleus; GID complex
Molecular function (GO): ubiquitin protein ligase activity; protein binding
Source: RefSeq, a predicted model, not a curated record
UGGGAUCGGUUGUUUUCGCCGCCAUUUUGUUCCGAGGGAAAAAGACGCGAAAGGGAACGGAGUUCAUCGCAAUUAUUUAAACAUUUAAUGGCAGACAUCAAGGCUCUAGAGUACUCUACACUCAAGGUUCCUUAUGAGGUUUUGAAUAAAAAGUUCCGCUCUGCGCAAAAGGUGAUUGACCGCGAGGUGUCAUAUGUAGUAGGUGCCACCAAUGAGCUUACAAGCACACUGAGUAAGCCCGCUGUCAAGACAGGGGAAGUUACCCGGAUGUUGGAUGACAUUGCACAGAAAAUACAAGUCCUUAAGCGCAAGUCAGAGGAAUACAUAGGUCAGGAGGACGUGUGUGUCAAGCAUUGUCGAGCACGUCUGGAUCACAUUAAGGAACAUGCAGACCCCAGAAAAAGUGCUAUGGUGGUCUGGAAGAAAAAACGUCUUGAUAGAAUGUUGGUUGAUCACUGUCUAAGACUUGGAUUCUAUGAGACUGCAAAGAAGCUUGCUCAAGAUGCUGAUAUUGAGGAUUUCGUUGACAUAGAACUGUUUCUGGUCUCAAGACAAGUUGAGGAGUCCCUACAGCAAGAGGACUCUGGUCCAUGUCUAGCGUGGUGCUAUGAUAACAAAUCAAAGUUGAGAAAACUCAAGAGUACCUUGGAAUUUAAUGUGAGAAUGCAGGAAUAUGUGGAGCUUGUGCGGAAAGGAGACAAAUUAGAAGCUGUUCGGUAUGCAAGAAAGCAUUUUGCAAAUGCUGAAAGUGCAAUGACAAAGGAGAUACAGAAGGCAAUGGCAUUACUGGCAUUCAAGCCAGACAAGGCAUGCUCGCCUUACAAAGAAUUACUUGAGCAGUCAAGGUGGACCCACUUGAUUGAACAGUUCCGUAGAGAAAAUUUCCAGCUUCACCAGUUAAAUGAGCAAUCUGUGUUGUCCGUGACCUUACAGGCAGGUCUAUCUGCCCUCAAAACACCGCAUUGUUACCAGCAAGGACACAAGAUGCCCGAGUGUCCGGUUUGCAGCCAUCCAAUGAAUAUUCUUGGACAAUCCUUACCCUUCGCCCACUGUGCCCAGUCCAGGCUAGUUUGUCCAAUAUCAGGACAAGUCAUGAACGAGAACAACCCACCAAUGGUCUUACCAAACGGCUUUGUCUACGGCGAGAAUAGCUUGCGCAGUAUGUCCGUGGAAAGAGGUGGUCGCAUUCAGUGUCCGAGGACUAAAGACGAUUAUCUCUUUGAACAAGCUGAAAAAGUCUACGUGAUGUAAAAAAAAAUGUCAGCGAUAGGUCUCAAGAACAAUGGCUGUAAGUUUAACGAAAAAAUUUGGAAAUGCCAUUGUCAAAGUGCAGGUGUUGAAUGAUGAUGAACUGAGACUAUGCGGAACGAGUAAGUUACUCGAGUAUUUAAGGCAAGUUACAAUACAGGACAAAAAAGAGGAAAUGAAAACCGCCCUCUUUCUUUACCCUUUCCCCACAACUUCGCACGGGGCCAAACCGCUCAUCUCUUCAGGCCUUGAGCUUGCAACGCUGGCUACGAGCAACCCAAAGCAUCAGCGCCGAGCAGUAUCUACAGCCCGCGAGGAAACAGCUGACCAAAAGACAAAGGCAAUCUGGAAUUAUUUUCAGUUUUUAUCAUGCUUUAUAUUGUCACUUCCUAAACAGCCUAAACUACCGUUUUGUAAAAAAAAUGGGCUGAGAAAAGAGCUCGGAUCUCUCUUGAGUAUCCUUGAGCAUUAGAGUGCACCAUUUACUAUUUUGUGUUUCAUAAAAGCAAAAUAAAAACCAAAUCCGUGAAUA